AUGGCCGACUCGAAAAAGGGCGGCGCGUACGGCGCGCCCGCGGGCGACACCGACUUCCGCAAGACAUGGGACCUGGACGAGUACGCGGCCAAGGCCAAGGAGCGUGAGGCACGCGAGAAGGAGGAGGCCAAGGCGCGGUACGAGGCGAAGCUCGCGGGCAAGAAAUACCACAAGCCCCUGACGGGCGACGAGACGUACACGACGGCGCGACGCAAUGUCAUCGACCUGACGGCGCAGGUCGGCAAGACGCAGCUGGUGCCCGCCGGCGCGGGCGUCGGCAAGCGCUGGCGCAGCGCGGGAUUCUACUGCGAGGCGUGCGACCUGACGUUCAAGGACAACCUGCAGUUCGUGGAGCAUCUGAACACGAUGCAGCACCUGCUCAACACGGGCCAGACGGCCGAGGUCAAGCGCGCGUCGGCGGCCGAGGUGCACGAACGCAUCGCCUUUUACAUCCGGCGCAAGCACGACCUCGAGAAGGAAAAGGCCACGAGCCUGCAGGACCGUCUACAACUGCGCGAAGAGGAGAUGGAGAAGGAGGCCGAGGAGAGGCGGCAGAAGCGGCGGGCCGAGGCGGAGAAGAAGCGCCUGCAGCGCGAGGAGGAAGCCAAGGUCAAGGUCGAGUACGGCGACGACGUCAGGGUCGAGGGCGAGCACGACGAGGACGACAUGAUGGCCCAGAUGGGAUUUACGGGAUUUGGAACGUCCAAGAAAAGAUGA
This is a messenger RNA of Purpureocillium takamizusanense, 717 nucleotides long. It is a transcript of the gene SNU23, whose product is annotated as U4/U6.U5 snRNP associated protein. Gene Ontology annotation, biological process: mRNA splicing, via spliceosome. Gene Ontology annotation, molecular function: zinc ion binding; nucleic acid binding. Bases 1 to 717 code for a protein of 238 amino acids. The transcript has a single exon. The record is from RefSeq and is a predicted model, not a curated record. Gene Ontology annotation, cellular component: spliceosomal complex; U4/U6 x U5 tri-snRNP complex. NCBI's taxonomy places the organism in Eukaryota, Fungi, Ascomycota, Sordariomycetes, Hypocreales, Ophiocordycipitaceae.